GACUUCGGUCCUCCAACCGUCCCACAGAGGACACCCACACACAAAGACCCAAAGCAACUGCACCCUAUGAAACUUUUAUGUCACUUCAUGUCUCUUUGUAAUCGUUUCAUAAUCCACCCACAGGUUUAAAAUCUUCUUUAUGAAAUCGUACAGCUGCAUUUUAUCAACGUACCAACAAAGUUAUAUCUGUAAUAAAUAGUUAGAUAUUCACACUAUAACAAAUCACAGCAGAAAUAGUAAAUAUGAGGAUGAUUAUUGAAACUGUAACAUGAAGCGGAUGCUCAGUCUUUGUUGCAGUUCUCUGUGUGACCAGCCGGUGGCGUGUUUUCACAGUUGGUGAACUACCUCUAUUUGGUGAAGGGCUAUGUUGUAAAAAUCUUUCAAACUGUAUAUUAUCGGUGGCUCCGAGCUUCUCCCGCAGGUCUACUCGCUGUGUUCGGGUCCCGUGUUACCGACGCCCCCUGAGGACUGCGGCCGGUCUGGGUUGGACCGUCUCGGACAGCUGCUCAGCGGUUUUCUGAUCUCUGACUGGAGGUUUUACUGCAAACCAAGUUAGCUCAACAGCUAAUCCUAAAAGUCACGUCACCUGUGUGGACUCGAAUUAAAAGUUUCACCGCAGAGGCGGGACAGCCGGGUGCGUUUUAACUAUAUGCAGUUACACUACUUUGUGUGGGCUGUUUUUGCGCGGGGUUCAUAUUUUAACUCGCUUUCACGCAGCCAUUAAAUUUGCGUGAGAAGCAGCAGCGAGUGAAGCGCAGCUGCGGAUCAUCGAUGUCGGUCGGACCCGCAGUCUUACGCGGAUAAGGUGGUUUUUUCCCGAGGGAAAUGCGGUAGAGAGCGGGCAGCUUCGGUGUCCAGCCCGCUGACUCGGCGACUCUGGGUCUGCUGCUCGUGAGGCCUGCGGGUCGGGCUUCCACCGGGCUUGAGUAGAGCCCGACGCCGCUCUCGAAGGGUCGAAGGCCGGCUGCUGGCUCUGCCGCCGCCGGGCCUGCGGAUCAAGGAAUGGAACGGAUGGAGGUGGACCAGUGCGCAGGCGCAGGAGGCGGGGCACUCCGCAGGUCGAACAGCGCCCCCAUGAUCACCAGUGUCAGCGACGGGAUGACCAUCUUCAGUCCUGUGUCCUCAGCUCGAUACAGACGCAGCAGCGUGUCCAUCAACCCAAGCUGUCCAUCACAGCUCAUCCCUCUCUCUCCUUUCUCUCUGACCGGAGACAGACUGGACCAGAAGAGACAGGAGGAGACCAUGGAGACGACGCUCAGAGGGAGUCUGCAGAGACUCAGUGCUUCCAGUCUGAUCCCAGUUCCUCCAGUCAGUCAGUGGCACGACCACACAUCAGUGUGGUUUCAGUCGCAGGACAGCGGCGUCACACCCAACUCCUCCCCGAGUCCGACGCGGAGGUUCAGACCAGCAGUCAGUGCCACUGUGAGGUGGCCUGCAUUGACCCCCCUGAAGAGGAAAGGUGGGGUGGAGUCCGACGGACCCCCAAAGAAACUCUUUGUUGCUGGGGUAACAGACCCCGCCCACCGCAGCAGCUACACAGUCAGUGUCUCUCAGUCAACAGCAGACUCUCCACCAGCAGGAGGCGUCAGUCCUCAGUCCAGCCCUCUGUCCCUCUCUCCUCCGCCCUCCUUCACCCCCUUCAGCUCCCACCAGCACCCUGGACAUUAAACCCCGCCUCACCCAAAGUCCGGACCCUGUCACUGUGGGUGCAGACGUCCCCAGCACAUGUCCAGAGACCUAAAAACCUGGACGAACAUUUACCCUCAUUGCACCUUAUUUCUGUUUGAACCAUCUGCAAGCGCCACUGUAAGCCCCGCCUCUUCCUGUGACACGUCUGAUGGACAGAGGAACCAGAGCAGGUCAGCCUGGUUUCCCGCCCUCCUCAGUGGGUUUGUUGUCAUGGAAGCUGUUUGUUUUGGAAACCUGGAUAUUUUUCAGCCUAGAAGCUUAAGUUUGAAGUUUAUCAUCAUCAACUCUUCCAAACUGAUCCCAGCUCAGUCCUCGUCAAAUCAGUCAGUCAUCCAUCAUCACCUUCGUCAUGAGAUCCUGAAACACGCUUGGGAAACACUGAGACACUGAGGACACACUGGCUGUGUCCUCAGGCUGAAGACGUCUGUGCAGUGGGACUGAGACGGACGGGAGCAGGACUCUGAGCAUCAGACGAGUCACAUGGUUUAUUCAGAUUCGUUACAAAGAUGAAUAAAACGUAGAUGUUUUGCACAUUGACUGAUGCAGCGCGCGAGGAUCGUCCCCGACGCUCAGCUCAGAGGACACAGGCUGGUUCUUGGCAGCAUUUCCCUGAGGACCUGGGACAUCGAAGGAGCCUGGGAUGCUGCUUCUUGCGCGGAUCAGAUCUCGACACCGCCCACUGGAGGAAGCUGAGGCCACGAGUGUCCAUGACUGACGGAUCUGUGGAGAAACAUCUGGACUCAGAUCUGAAUAUGCUAAAAACCUGGAUCAGACCCUGAUCCAGGUCCAGGAACCACAGGAAGUGUUUUCUCCUGUCUGGUGUUGGUCAGCUGAAACCGUUUCAGUCACUGAAUCCUGAGAUUUUUGUGUUUUAACGAAACGUUUCAGCCGAGUCACCUGACUGAAGCCGUCUGGAUUUUUCCAGAAGAAACUCGACAGAUUUCAAACGUUCGUCUGCAGCUUGUUGAACUUUGGCCAAUGGUUUGAUAAACUGGCUCCAGGUCAGUGUAAGAAUGAAGAAGCUGUGGUGUGCAGAGCCACGUUUGCUGUUAAUAGUGUAUCUAUAUGUGAAUACUGACGGUGCUGAUCCAGCUGAUCCGGCAGCUUCGGCCUGCAGGGUUUGAUUGUACAUAUUAAAUCUGCAGGAAGCGUCUGUGCGUUUCCAUGGUUACAACAGUGGAUCUUCAGAGAUCAGAACCAGUCCGGAUCCUUCUGUCAGCAGCUUCUGUCUUUUUUCUUCUUCCUGCGGCCACAGGAAGUCCUCAGGCCGCGCAGUAACUCUUCAUCAUCAGUUUCGUUAUGUUGCUGAAUGAUGAUACCGGCCCGCAGGUUUCUGUUGACUCUGAUCAGCCUGGGACCUGAACUCGUGUUUCAGUGGUUUCAUUCCCAAAUCCACCACAGACCUGAUCUGGUGUGUGGUGCUGACCAUCAGUAAACACAGUUUGGAGCAGGUGAUGAGGGAUCUGCUGGGGGUUCAGACGAGCUGCUUCUGCACAGUGUUGUACAGUGUUGUACAGUUUUGUACGGUCGCUCAUCGUUGUGCCUGAACGUGGUCGCUUUUUUUUUUUUUUACCGGAUCAGAUCUGAGAGCUUUGACUUCCCUCGCUGACAGGAAGUGUCCUGCUCUUUUAUAAUCACCUGACCUGUCGCCUGUGAGAUGUUUGUACAUAGAAUCUGUAAGAAAAAAAAAAAGGAACGGCAGAUUGGACGUUGUGUUUUCUAUCGUAUAUCGUCUAUACUUUGCACAGAGCUCGUUGGAUCGUUGGUGUGUUCGGUGACGAAUCGCUGAGUCAGAGAUGCUGUUUUCCUGUUUGAUUUCUCCACUCGCUGCUGGUUCUCGGAGUCUGUCCUGCCUCAGCCUCCUGUGGUUCACAGCCGGCACGUCUCAGUCUGCACAGCAUCUGGUUUAAGUUCAGUAAAACACGGUGAGACGUUACAGGAGCUUUAAACACUUUGAGAACUUUUUAAAUGAGCAGGAAGUGACGGACUGUGAGCAGGUGAGAAGCAGGACAGACUUUCCUCAGAGGAAACAACACUUCCAAACAGACGUAGCUUUAAGACGUUUUUCUGUGUGUGAUGUUGAACGGUUGAACAUUCGCGUCUCAGACUGUUGAAGUGCGAAUCGUUUUUACGAAGCCGGAUCGAAACUUGACGCGGACUCUUCAGCUCCGUAGUUUUCACUCUGAUGCUCGUACGAAUUUCUGCUUCAAACCGUUUUCAAGCCAAAAACUUUUCAAAAUGUAAGUUUGAUGAGAAGAAUGUGUCAGUAGCUGUAACGUUAGCUGAACGGUAUUUGUGUGCUCGUGUGUCGUCCUCCUCAUCUUCACCUUCCUCCUCUUGGUUUUCUGUUUCCUGCAGCGUCUCGGGCUGAGAUCGUUCUGAAUCUGAGGGUUUUUUCUUCUUCCUUUGGACCAGCAGUUAAAUUUUGCUGUGAGUCUGAAUCUGAUCACAUGAUCAUGUCGACAUAUAAACACAUGGUAACACCUGCAUCAGCCUCCAGCUCACGUGGCUUUUCUCUUGUUUGUGACGGAGGAUAAACGAAGGCGACGUCGAGCUUGUUGACGCAGUUUUUCCGUGAAGUUUGUUGUUGUGAAAAUGUUCAGACGUUCCAACCAGAAGUAUCGUGUUCUAACACGAAGUCAACAGGAAACUGAUCAAAUGUGUUUUCAUGUUCAGGUUGAAUCUCUCUGUCGGUCGAUGUAUUGAUUGGAUUCUUUCGUUGUUUCCUCCCAUGAUCCUCUGCUCCCUCGUGUUUUUCGAGUAACCAGUCAACGAUUCUUCAGUAUUAAAGCAAGAUUUCACUCUGGCAGAACGCAGUGAUUCUCAGCACCAAAGGUCAGAAGGUCCGGGCUGACCCUUCCUGUGACCUGUAGUUUCUCUGCAUCACAGUUUAAUUUUCACAGGAACAAACCAGAACUCAGACGUUCGGUUCGUAGAGAUUUCCUUCAGUUCACGGUAUUUUGGAUGAACCUUUCACGAACAUUUCUGAUUUUAUUUUUCCAAUUGGAAGGAAAUAAGUUUUCUUUCAUCAAGGCCACAAACUGGUUAAUGUGAGUUUAAAUGUGUUUUUGUGAACUAGAGCUGAAACGAUCGAUUAAUCAGUGGACAGACCAGAGCUCAGCAGCUGUUUUAAUCACUGAUUCGUCAGGUUCUGGUUUCUAACGUCGCAGGAACAAACAAAACGAGGCCUCUGAAGAUCGAUGUGACGAUCGAACAGAUUAUUAAUUACACCGAGAAUACCAGCAGGUUCGUCGAUAAUGAAAAUGAUCUUUAGCUUCAGCUCACGACCAGAACGAGAGUUUGUUGCUGUGAAUUCAUGAAUUGUUUUUACAUGAUUGUGAAAAUGUGAAGAAAAGUCUGAGCUUGUAUCCACGGCGACGGAUUUUCCUUCCACACAACAGUGAAAACUCUUCGUACUGAUGUGAUUCUCCAUCCAAGCAUCGAUCAGCAUAAGUUUCCUAAAGACUAUUUACCUCAGUUCAUUUAAAAGAAAAACUAAAGAACUUGCUUUUAAUUGAAAAAGCAGUUUUCUUGUAUUUUUCAGUUUUUAAUUUUUCUGAUGAACGUCGCACACUUUGAAUUCUGCAAAGUAUCAAACAGUCUCUGUCUUCCUGAGACACUGAGGCCACGCACCUGAAAAGCCAACGCGGCGUCGGCAGGAUUUUUUAUCGGUUAAAAAAAAGAAAAGUGCUGAACAAUCCCGACGAUCUGGCAGAGUGAGAUACGACUUUAAAAAGGGCUGCUAGAGCUUUAUCCACAACGAUAAAGGGAACUAAAAGCACAUCUAUGAAAACAUUCACACAAGUAUUUUCACAGUGUAAAUAGUUUUUUCUUUUGGACAAAUUCUCUACAUAAGACAAAUGAGAUGACGUAUUUUUAUGCAACUGAAAAAUAAAAGUCUAUAUUCAA
Toxotes jaculatrix (banded archerfish) is the source of this 5598-nucleotide messenger RNA. RefSeq names its product P2R1A-PPP2R2A-interacting phosphatase regulator 1. The transcript is spliced from 9 exons. Bases 1003 to 1668 code for a protein of 221 amino acids. The record is from RefSeq and is a predicted model, not a curated record. Lineage: Eukaryota; Metazoa; Chordata; Actinopteri; Toxotidae. Gene Ontology annotation, molecular function: protein serine/threonine phosphatase inhibitor activity.